AUGCCUGAUCCAGCAAAGUCCGCACCAGCCCCCAAGAAAGGCUCCAAAAAAGGCGUCACCAAGACUCAGAAGAAAGAUGGCAAGAAGCGUAGAAAGAGCAGGAAGGAGAGCUAUGCCAUCUACGUGUACAAGGUGCUGAAGCAGGUCCAUCCCGACACCGGCAUCUCCUCCAAGGCAAUGGGGAUCAUGAACUCCUUUGUCAAUGAUAUCUUUGAGCGCAUCGCAGGAGAAGCUUCUCGCCUGGCUCACUACAACAAGCGCUCAACCAUCACCUCCCGGGAGAUCCAGACUGCCGUGCGCCUGCUACUACCCGGAGAGCUGGCAAAGCACGCCGUGUCUGAGGGCACCAAGGCUGUCACAAAGUACACCAGCGCCAAGUAA
Molecule: messenger RNA, 381 nt
Organism: Pelobates fuscus (common spadefoot toad)
Lineage: Eukaryota; Metazoa; Chordata; Amphibia; Anura; Pelobatidae
Product: histone H2B 1.1-like
Exons: 1
Coding region: 1-381 (126 amino acids)
Cellular component (GO): nucleosome
Molecular function (GO): structural constituent of chromatin; protein heterodimerization activity; DNA binding
Source: RefSeq, a predicted model, not a curated record